This is a messenger RNA of Tupaia belangeri chinensis (Chinese tree shrew), 3392 nucleotides long. RefSeq names its product Rho GTPase activating protein 39 (gene ARHGAP39). The record is from RefSeq and is a predicted model, not a curated record. Lineage: Eukaryota; Metazoa; Chordata; Mammalia; Scandentia; Tupaiidae. Gene Ontology annotation, biological process: signal transduction. Gene Ontology annotation, molecular function: protein binding; GTPase activator activity. Gene Ontology annotation, cellular component: cytoplasm; cytoskeleton.
AUGAUGCAGUGGACGACCGAGGCCGCUACAAGGGCAGCGCGGGCAGAAGCUGAGGGCGCGUCCCUCCACGGGAGUCGUGACGGCUGCCCUCACGCUGAGUACACGGUGCGCUCUGCCGGGUUUAUCGUGCUGGUCCAUCGUGAGCGAGACGCCGCCUUGCUGCUCCUGGGAGGAUCUGACCCUGUCUGUCGGCGCGAGGAGACGCUGGCAAUGUCCCAGACACAGGAGUAUGAAUGCAGGAGCCACAAUGCCGACGCACCGGAGCCCCGGGUCUCGGGGCCGAGCACCAGGCUGGAGUGGGUGGAGAUCAUCGAGCCGCGCACCCGCGAGCGCAUGUACGCCAACCUGGUCACCGGCGAGUGCGUGUGGGACCCACCGGCCGGCGUCCGCAUCAAGCGCACCAGCGAGAACCAGUGGUGGGAGCUGUUCGACCCCAACACGUCGCGCUUCUACUACUACAACGCCACCACGCAGCGCACCGUGUGGCACCGGCCGCAGGACUGCGACAUCAUCCCCCUGGCCAAGCCCCGAGCAGGACUCCGGCGACAGGGCCCAGGAGCUCCCGACCCGGGGCAACCGGCCGGCUUUUGGGGCGGUGAGAGAGGAGAGCGGCAGCUCCUCCCCUCCUGGCGUGUUCCUCGAGAAGGAGUAUGAGCUCUACCGGGAUUACGGUGCGGACGGUCAGCUCCUUCACUACAGGACCUCCUCACUGCGGUGGAACUCGGGCACCAAGGAGCGCAUGCUCAUCAAAGUGGCCGACCGUGAGCCCGGCUUCCUCACCCCCCAGGGCAAUGGCUAUGCGGCAGAUAGCCAGCCUGGGGGCCGCACCCGGCGCCCCUCAGGCAGCCAACACUCACCCAGCCCGCAGACCUUCGUCCCUGACAACGAGGGCUCCGUCUUCUUCCCCGAGAGGAGGCCAUCGCCCUUCCUGAAGAGGGCCGAGCACCCUGGGAGCUGCUCCCCGCUGCUGGCCCAGCCCCGGAAGCCCUCCAGUGACUCGCAGCCCUCCUCCCCACGCUACGGCUACGAGCCCCCACUCUACGAGGAGCCCCCCGUGGAGUACCAGGCCCCCAUCUACGACGAGCCUCCCAUGGACGUGCAGUACGAGGCCAGUGGGGGCCACCAGGCAGGCUCCCCGCAGAGGUGGCCAGGCCGCCAGCCGCGCUCCCUGCCACCGUCCAGGCAGGCCCCACCCUCGCCCGGCCCGCUGGUGCUCACCAGGCAGCGGUGCCCCGAGCGCUUCCUAAGCCUGGAGUACAGCCCAGCAGGCAAGGAGUACGUGAGGCAGCUGGUGUAUGUGGAGCAGGCAGGCUCCAGCCCCAAGCUGCGCGCUGGCCCCCGGCACAAGUACGCCCCCAACCCAGGGGGCGGCUCCUACUCCCUGCAGCCCAGCCCCUGCCUGCUGAGGGACCAGCGCCUGGGGGUCCGGUCCGGGGACUACAGCACCAUGGAAGGGCCUGAGCUGCGGCACGGCCCCCCGCCCACGCCGCUGCCCCAAGCCCAGGAGGAUGCCAUGUCGUGGUCCAGUCAGCAGGACACCCUGUCUUCCACGGGCUACUCCCCAGGCACGCGCAAGAGGAAGAGCAGGAAGCCCUCUCUGUGCCCGGCCCCCACUGACAGCCCUGGGGACCUGCUGGCGGAGCAGCCCCUGGCCGAGGAGCGGGCCCCCUGUGGCCCUAGCCUGGCCCCCAGCAAGCGGGCAGAGGGCGAGGUGGAGGGCUCACGGGGCAUGGCCGAACCUCUUCUGGCACAGGCACGGCUGGCCUGGGAGGCGCAGCAGGCCCACUUCCACAUGCGGCAGAGGAGCAGCUGGGACGCCCAGCAGGACGGCUCCGGCUACGAGAGUGACGGUGCCCUGCCGCCUCCCAUGCCCGGGCCGGUGGUGCGCGCCUUCAGUGAGGAUGAGGCCCUGGCCCAGCAGGACGGCAAGCACUGGAAGAGGGGCACCUUCGAGAAGCUCGGCUUCCCGCAGAUCCUGCUGGAGAAGAGUGUCUCGGUACAGACCAACCUGGCCUCGCCGGAGCCCUACCUCCACCCCUCCCAGUCCGAGGACCUCGGCACCUGUGCACAGUUGGAGAGCAGCCGGCUGGGCCGCAGUGUGAUGCCGAGCGCCAGCUGUGUCUUCCCCACCUUUACGCUGCGCAAGCCCUCCUCGGAGACGGACAUCGAGAACUGGGCCUCCCAGCACUUCAACAAGCACACGCAGGGCCUCUUCCGGCGGAAGGUGUCCCUCGCCAACAUGCUGGCCUGGAGCAGCGAGUCCAUCAAGAAGCCCAUGAUCGUGACCAGUGACCGGCACGUGAAGAAGGAGGCCUGCGAGAUCUUCAAGCUGAUCCAGAUGUACAUGGGCGACCGGCGGGCCAAGGCGGACCCACUGCACGUGGCCCUGGAGGUCGCCACCAAGGGCUGGAGCGUGCAGGGCCUGCGGGAUGAGCUGUACAUCCAGCUGUGCCGGCAGACGACCGAGAACUUCCGCUUGGACAGCCUGGCCCGCGGCUGGGAGCUCAUGGCCAUCUGCCUGGCCUUCUUCCCCCCCACGCCCAAGUUCCACUCCUACCUGGAGGGCUACAUCUACCGGCACAUGGACCCUGUCAAUGACACCAAAGUGACGCAGCACAUAAAAGAGCUCCUGGGAAGGAACACUAAGAAGAAGUACAAAUUGAGAAAGAAACCCAAGCCUUAUGUUGAAGAGCCGGAUGGGGUGGCUAUAAGCACAUAUGCCAAGUACUGCUACCACAAGCUGCAGAAGGCAGCCCUGACCGGGGCCAAGAAGGGCCUGAAGAAGCCCAACGUGGAGGAGAUCCGGCACGCCAAGAAUGCGGUGUUCAGCCCAUCCAUGUUCGGCAGCGCGCUGCAGGAGGUCAUGACUAUGCAGAGGGAGCGCUACCCCGACCGGCAGCUGCCCUGGGUGCAGACACGGCUCUCCGAGGAGGUGCUGGCGCUCAACGGUGACCAGACAGAGGGCAUCUUCAGAGUGCCUGGUGACAUUGAUGAGGUCAAUGCUCUGAAGCUGCAGGUGGACCAGUGGAAAGUGCCCACUGGCCUGGAGGACCCCCACGUCCCUGCCUCGCUGCUGAAGCUGUGGUACCGGGAGCUGGAGGAGCCCCUGAUCCCGCACGAGUUCUACGAGCAGUGCAUCGCGCACUAUGAGAGCCCGGAGGCCGCCGUGGCCGUGGUGCACGCGCUGCCCCGCAUCAACCGCAUGGUGCUCUGCUACCUCAUCCGCUUCCUGCAGGUGUUCGUGCAGCCCGCCAACGUGGCCAUCACCAAGAUGGACGUGAGCAACCUCGCCAUGGUGAUGGCCCCCAACUGCCUGCGCUGCCAGUCUGACGACCCGCGCGUCAUCUUCGAGAACACCCGCAAGGAAAUGUCCUUCCUGCGCGUGCUCAUCC